This is a messenger RNA of Oncorhynchus nerka (sockeye salmon), 2781 nucleotides long. RefSeq names its product phenylalanine-4-hydroxylase-like. Gene Ontology annotation, molecular function: phenylalanine 4-monooxygenase activity; iron ion binding. The record is from RefSeq and is a predicted model, not a curated record. Gene Ontology annotation, biological process: L-tyrosine biosynthetic process; L-phenylalanine catabolic process. Bases 128 to 1459 code for a protein of 443 amino acids. The transcript is spliced from 12 exons. Lineage: Eukaryota; Metazoa; Chordata; Actinopteri; Salmoniformes; Salmonidae.
GGGGUGUGGUGUCAGGUGGGACAACAUGAAUGGCUGAAGUUGAACUUGAGCUGCUCAAACAAAUUCGACCAAAGCACACACAUUCAGCAUCAGUAGUUUCAUACCUGCGCAACGAGAAGACUGGAGGAUGGACAAGGCAUACAAAAAUAUGAACGGGGACUAUCCCACACCUGACAAUGGCAAAGAGAGGAAAGGCUCCAUGUACCUGGAGGAAGAGACCAGUGCCAAGGCGGGGGUGCUGUCCUGCUUCUUCUCCCUGAAGGAGGAGGUUGGGGCGCUGGCCAAAGCCCUCAGGCUGUUUGAGGAGAAGGGCAUCAACCUGAUGCACAUCGAGUCUCGCCCGUCGCGACUGAACAACCAGGAGUUUGAGUUCUUCAUCAGCGUGGACACCAGCUACUCCAAGUCCCUGGACGAGGUCAUCGACGGCCUGCGCACCGAGAUCAGUGGCCACGUGCACGAGUUCUCACGCAACAAACAGAAGGACACAGUUCCAUGGUUCCCCAAUGACAUCCAGGACUUGGAUCGCUUUGCCAACCAGAUUCUGAGCUACGGAUCUGAGCUGGAUUCUGAUCACCCUGGCUUCACAGACCCAGUGUACAGAACCAGGAGGAAGGAGUUUGCCGACAUUGCCUACAGCUACAGACAUGGCCAGGUCAUUCCCAAGGUGGAGUACACAGCGGAGGAGAAGGCCACAUGGAGCACAGUGUUCAAUGAGCUGAAGACUCUGUACCCCACGCAUGCCUGCCGCGAGCACAACCGUGUGUUCCCCCUGCUGGAGCAGUACUGCGGCUACAGGCAGGACAACAUCCCCCAGCUGGAGGACAUCUCACGCUACCUGCAGUCGUGCACAGGUUUUCGGCUGCGCCCAGUGGCUGGCCUGCUCUCCUCUCGGGAUUUCCUGGCUGGUCUGGCCUUCCGAGUCUUCCACUCUACACAGUACAUCCGGCACCAUUCCAAGCCCAUGUACACACCUGAGCCGGAUAUCUGCCAUGAACUCCUGGGCCAUGUUCCUCUGUUUGCUGACCCCACCUUUGCCCAAUUCUCACAGGAAAUCGGUCUGGCUUCCCUGGGUGCCCCCGACGAGUACAUUGAGAGGCUUGCUACUGUCUAUUGGUUCACAGUGGAGUUUGGCCUCUGCAAGCAGGGCUCUGAGAUCAAGGCCUAUGGAGCUGGCCUUCUCUCAUCAUUUGGAGAGCUGCAGUACUCUUUGACAGACAAGCCCAAGAUUCAACCAUUUGACCCUGCAAAGACCAGCCUCCAGAAGUACCCAAUCACUGAAUUCCAACCCGUUUACUUUGUUGCAGAGAGCUUUGAUGACGCCAAAGAGAGAGUCAGGAAAUUUGCCGACACCAUCCCCAGACCUUUCUCAGUGCGCUACAAUGCGUACACCCAAAGCAUUGAAGUCUUGGAUAACACCCAGCAGCUGAGAAAACUGGCUGACAACAUCAGUGGUGUGUGACAUUUCUAUGGAGUCCUCAUAAAACUAACUUCUCAAUAACCCCUUAUGCAAAUACAAACAUCAAGUACUAUUGGAAAUGGAUUCAAAUGAGAUUUUCUACCAAUUGUCAUUUAUAUACACUGUGUGUAGUAUAUGCUAUUUAGCGUACACUUUUAUUCAAAGCGGCUUACAGUCAUGCAGGCAUACAUUUUACAUAAGGGUGGUCCUGGGAAUCAAACCCAGUAUUCUGGCAUUGCAAGCACCAUGCUCUACCAACUGAGCUAUAGAAGACCACACUAGGAUUUAUUUUUGUCUUGCCUUUUACAAAUUGAAAACAGUUUAAUGCAAUACAAUAUCGGUAUGAAUGCCCAACUCCUACUGCAAUGUAAUGUUUCUUAAUCUUCCACAGAUGAACUACCUAAUGUUAUCAUGUUGCUUUUAUUUUAGGGGAAAAUGGGGAUCUUGUGCAAUGCCCUGCGGAAGAUGGAGUAAGGAGACCACUUUGGAGACAUCCUUCAAUACUGAUGUGCGCAAUGAUAGAAUCUCAAUGCAUUUCAUCAAUCUUGUAGAUUUCCAUUAUACUCUUUGUAUUUAUAGUCUGUGUGCUUGUCCAUUAUAACAUCUAAUGCAUUCUGCUUCAUCUUUAUAUAAAUUAUUCAUAAAUACCUACUGCAUCCCAGACACUAGUCAUUUUAAGUAGAACAUUUUCAUUUUAGUCGUCAAUAUUAGAGGAGCACUCGCUCAAUGAAUCACACAGACAUACUACUAAGCCAAUGAAAAUGCACAUCGAAAUUAGUCACUCAUUGUACAUAUGAAGUUACAUAAAACAAGUAUUAACUUUAAAUGAAUUAUUCGAUAAGAGAGUGAGUUUUUCGUUAGAUUUUUGUUAACACCAACAAGGAGAAGUAUUAUUUUAACAUACCCUUUUCAGUAUGUUCGAGAAAUCCAACACCGCCACUACAGUAUUGAUAGGUUAACCGAUGUCAUUUUCUGUAACCAGCUGAGAGGGAUUACAUUGGAAGAGUGCUGUUCCAGAACUAUUAGCUCGGGCUUUGAAGACGAUCUAAUUCGCACUUGAGUAUUCUAUCUAUAUUGGUUAAAUCGCAAAUAACAAAAAUACAUCCUUGCAUUAUGCUAGAAAUAGCUAGGCUUAUAUAACACAAUAAAGAAAUGCAAUGUGUAUGUCCAGCAUGUUAGAGAAUGUGUUUGAUUAUAUCCUGAAUUCGGAUUAAUCCAAAUGGUCGACUGUUUUUCCAUUCUUUACUAUCACGUGUUUGUAUAAUAUGCAUGAAAAUGUGUUAUUAACUUGUCAAAUAAAUGUAUGCUUAAAAGGUUCUUUCAGA